Molecule: messenger RNA, 1512 nt
Organism: Camellia sinensis
Lineage: Eukaryota; Viridiplantae; Streptophyta; Magnoliopsida; Ericales; Theaceae
Source: RefSeq, a predicted model, not a curated record
UACUUUAAAAUCUUAGAAUAUUCUCCGAACCAACUUUUGUAAAACAUGUAAAGAACCGAAAAUUCUUAUAUUAUAUACUAAUUAUAAUAAAAAAUACAAUUUUAUUAGAAUGAGGAACAAUUCCGGUUCUUUAGAGUCUUACUCCAUGAACAGAACUGUUAGCAAUAGUUCUUAAUUUCUUUGAACCGAAAUCUUACCAUCCUUCCAAAAAAACAAACCAAACAGUCUGAUUUUGAUUAGUCCGGUCCGGUCCAUCAGUCUUUUUGAACACCCCUACUUGUAAUCUUGGAAAAACAGGUUGGCUGAAAUGUUAAAAUAUGCUUCUCUUGUUAAAAGUAUAUAUCUCAUUGAAUAUCAGAUUUGGGAGGAGAUUCAUUCUGGAAAGGCUGAGGAGGACAGUGCAGUACUUUCAAGGCUGAAUUGGUAUCAGCAGCGUGUAAUGAGUGGCGUAGCUCAAGCGCAACGGCAGAUGUGCCGCUUUUUUGGGUCUUUUUUGAUUGAAAUUCACAUGCUACUAUCAAGCAUCUGAAGGACUGGGAUUCCUACCAACAUGAUUCCCAUAAGUUUCUUUUUGGCUUUUACGACCCAUGUCAUCUUCCAAGUAACCCUGGUUGGCCUCUUCACAACUUUCUUGCUCUUAUUUGUUCAAGAUGGAAUCUCGAAAGGAUUCACUUUUUUUUGUUGUCAUGAGAAUCGUGGUUUUGCUGAUCUGAGCUUGUCCCUCAUUGGUGAAGCCUUGAUAUCAGUUUCACAAGGAUGGAAAGAUAAUCAACAUAUUCCUAAUGCCGUGGAAUGGGAACUUAAUAGAGGGAAGAAGGUACCCAGGUGUAUUAGCCUUGCUAAAUCCAUUGAUCCAACUAGGUUAGCAAUAUCGGUUGCUGAUUUAAAUUUAAAACUAAUGAGAUUGUGUGCUUUGCCGCCUUUGAACAUAAACAUCUUAUCUGUAGAGUGUCUUCUCUUAGGGGCAGGUACACUUGGAUGCCAGGUUGCUCGCAUGCUUAUGGUGAGUGAAUAAGAAUUUAGCAUUGUUAAAUGUGUUUUGGAUUGGUUUAUGUAUUGCAAUGCUAGUACUAUAAAUGCAAGUUGCAGUGUACAGGUUCAUGAUACGAAGUUGAAUUGUCAAUAUGUAUUAAAGUUAGGCCAUCUCCAACCGUUCACUAAAUCCAACAUCAAAUUCAAAUUUGAUGAAAAAAAUGUGCUUUUUGUGCUCCAACGGUUGCACCAAAGCAGUAUCAAAUUGAGAAAACAUCAAAUGUUUCACCAAACUGAGAAUGGCUUGCCCCUUUCACCAAUUCACUGUGCAUAGUUGUUGAGUUGGACCCACUGGACGUCCGACCGGAUGUCCUACCGGAUGAUCCCUUUAAAGCAGAAAUUUGUGAAAAUUUUACACUACGGGGUCGACCACCCAGUCGACCACCCGGAUGUCCCACCGGAUGACCCCUUUGAAGUAACAGAAAUGAUUGAAAUUUGCUCUUACCGAUCAACCGGCCGAACGACCCUCUCUGUUUGAUG